Callorhinchus milii (elephant shark) is the source of this 7803-nucleotide messenger RNA. RefSeq names its product collagen alpha-1(VII) chain-like. The transcript is spliced from 102 exons. Gene Ontology annotation, cellular component: collagen type IX trimer. Gene Ontology annotation, molecular function: protein binding; serine-type endopeptidase inhibitor activity. The record is from RefSeq and is a predicted model, not a curated record. NCBI's taxonomy places the organism in Eukaryota, Metazoa, Chordata, Chondrichthyes, Chimaeriformes, Callorhinchidae.
AUGAAUCCAAAGUCUCGACGUGGGUCUCGAAGUGGUGAGAGUGCUGCCAACUGCGCCAUGUGUCUCAUAGCAAUAGCAGCUGAUAUUGUGUUUAUGGUGGAUGAAUCGUGGAGCGUAGGAGAGGCCAACUUCAGAAGCAUCAAAGAAUUCAUCAACAGCGUCAUAACAUCCUUCCGCAAUGCUCCACUAGGCAAGGAUGGAUUCCGAUUCGGAGUAGCACUUUACAGUGACCAACCGAGGAUGACCAUAGCUCUGACUGACUACAGCACACUUGAAGAGGUGCUGGUGGCUGUCAGAGACAUUCCGUAUAGAGGGGGAAACACUAAAACAGGAGCAGCACUCACCUUCCUGGCAGACUCCAUCUUCAGCCCGUCAGUGACGAGAGACAACACGCCAAGGAUUGUGGUUUUAGUUACCGAUGGGAAGUCUGCAGACUCGAUCGAAGUGUCAGCCAGGAGACUGCGGGACAUGGGAGUGACUGUCUUUACAGUGGGGAUAAAAAACACGGAUAAAAAGGAACUGAUGAAAAUCGUUUCCGAUCCUUUCGAAGAGCAUCUACUGUUUGUGGAGGAUUUUCACCUGCUCAGCAAUAUUGUACCCAAACUCUCCAGAAGGAUUUGUUUCACAGCAUCAGAACCUCCCAGACCAGUGAAACAGCCACAAGUGCCAGAGAAAAUCAUUGGCCCUAGAGACCUGGUGAUUACUGAACACAGUUACAGCUCAAUGAGACUUACCUGGACGCCUGCUACAGGGGACAUCACCAGCUAUAGGGUUGUCAUCAACCCACAUUCAUCGGAAGGACAACUGACACCUGGGGAGCAGAGACAGAUUGUUAUAGAUGGUGAAUCAAAUACAGUACUUAUGACAAAUCUAAAGCCCACAACAGAGUAUUCCUUCACAGUGGUUGCUGUUUACGCUGAUAAGAUUGGAGAUUCCACAACUAUCAGAGGAAAGACAACUGUCCUGCCUCAUGUGACAAACUUCCGGGUGAUAGAAGUCGGGUUGUUUAGUCUGAAGGUGGCGUGGACGCCUCCCCUGGGGCCCUUGGAGGGCUACAAGAUCUACAUACCAAGAUCUAACAGACCCGGUCUGACCUAUGAGCAGAACCUGAAAGGAGAUGUCUCGUUCCACCUGAUCGACAACCUACAGGAGGACAAGGAGUACACUGUCAGCAUCUACGCCGUGUAUCCUCAGGGACCCAGCGAUCCAGUGUCCACCACCAAAACAACAUUGAAACUCCUGCCGGUGGAGAAACUGACCCUGGAGAACGCAACCACUGGUAUCAUACAAGCAAAAUGGCCUCCCGUCAAAGGUGCCACUGGGUACAGGCUCACAUGGGAAUCAACAGAUGGACAACUGCAGAAUGUGAACCUGGGUGACCGUUACCAGUUUUAUAUGAUCCAGGGUCUGACUUUGGACACCCAGUACACUGUUGCCAUCAACGCAAUCUUCGGGGACAUCGAGGGUCCCAUCAUCUCCGCCCGGGCAAAGACAUUGGCCACCAGUUCUGUGCAAACCCUACGAGCUUCUGCUAUCAGCACCAGCAGUGCCCUGAUCACGUGGAAUUCUGUCCCUGGUGCCACAGGGUACAGGCUGGCGUGGGGACCCACACCAGAGUUUGCUGGCAGAUAUCGCCCCCGGCAACUGGCUCUGAACAGCAGCUUCACCUCGCAUCAACUGAACCACCUGGCCGACAACACAGAGUAUGUCCUGUCUAUUUACGUUCUCUUCGGGACCAUGGUCGGGCCAGGGAUCACCACCACCGUCAAGACAUCUCCACUUGGCUACGUAUCGACGUUCAGGGUAACCACCUAUUCCACUACCUCGAUCACUGUUAUCUGGAGCGCUACCGUUGGGGCAACAGAAUACAAACUAACAUGGAGUCAGAAAUCAGGUAAAAAAUCAGGUUUAAAAAAAAAGAGUAAAGAGAAUCAAUACGUGGAACGCAACACGCUCUCCUUCCACAUUGAAAGCCUGAGUCCUGGGACUCUGUACACAAUUAGCAUCCACGCUAUGUUCGGUGAUGCUGAAGGCCCCCCGGUGUCUCUUUCUCAGAUGACAGAUUCGGCGUUUGUCCAGCCAGUGAGGGAUCUGAAGGUCACAGACACUGGAUCCAACAGCAUAAAAAUCAGGUGGAGAAAGACACCUGGCCUCUCGGGGUAUAGGAUAUCCUGGGCUCCGUUACGUGGAGGUCCUGAGAAGACUAGACUUGUUCCAGGUGGUGCUACAUCCUAUGUGAUCAGCGAGGUGGAGGAGAGUUCCACAUACACCAUUCGGGUCUCAACAGUCGCUGGAGGCAGGGAAGGAACUCCUGUAGUUACAACAGCCAGGACAGGAAGAUCGAGAAGGAGACCUUUGUUGUUGCCAGAACCAAAAAUAGCUUUGCCGAGGGUCACUCCUGCAUCCAAAGCUGCUGCUGACACAACUUUCCAAUCAGCCGGUGCUACAGGCGUCACCAGCAAUGACCAUCCAGUCCCGGUAACCACAGCCACCCCAACAACAACCAAACGCACCAUCACAACCAUAAUUCAAGCCCAUGUUAGACAAACAUCACCAGUAAAGGUACAACUGGAAGGACCCGUCUGUGCCAGGGCCAAAGGAGAUAUUGUGUUUCUCGUCGAUGAAUCUUGGAGCAUUGGUCAAGACAAUUUCAACAAGAUCAGGAAUUUUCUCUUCCGAAUCGUCUCGUACUUCCCAAAGAUCGGGCCAGCAGGAACCCAGAUUGCCGUGGCUCAUUACAGUGAUGGACCCAGAACAGAAUUCCAGCUCAACCGAUUUCAAGACAGAAAUUCAAUAUUACGAGCCAUCAGAGGUAUCCGCUACGCGGGAGGCAACACAAGAACAGCCAGAGGGAUCGGAUAUGUGUUGAAGGAGCUGUUCCAGACAUCUGCCGGCAUGCGGCAGCAUAUCCCUCGCAUCCUGGUGGUGCUGACUGAUGGACCCUCCCAAGAUGAUGUGACGCUGCCAGCGAGAGUGGCGUACGGUUUAGGCAUUAGGGUCAUCCCUGUGGGUGUGGCAAGUGCUGACGUUGAAGAACUCAAGAGAAUGGUCUUUCGUGGCAGUCAGGAUGAUGUGUUCUUCGCCGACACGUUUGACGACUUAAAUUUGAUCGAAAGAGAGCUCAUAGAGAAAGUCUGCACGGAAGCCAGGGAGAAGGAGCGCCCGAAACAAGAUGGAUCUGAUGUCACGGCCCGUAUCCCUGAUCAGCAAACGGAAUCUGUCAUGUCCGAAGCUUCCAGCAGCGCACCUGAAAAUGUCAGAAAACCAGAGGGUCCUUGUCCAGCCCAGUGUUCAAAGGGUCACAAAGGAGAGAAGGGUAUAAGGGGUGCACCAGGAAGCCCGGGUGAGCCGAACUUUGCGGGUUUAAAGACGGGCGGGGGAUAUGAUUCAUUCGCAUUUGCUGAAAAGGGAGAAAAAGGAGAAAGGGGGCUCCCAGGAAAAGAUGGAAUCCCAGGACUCCCUGGCCGACCUGGUCGCACAGGCCCCCCCGGUUCACCCGGACAAAGGGGACACCCUGGAUAUAAAGGGCCUCCAGGCCCUAAAGGAGAAAGAGGGGAACCUGGAUAUGUUUUGGGAGGAGAUAGUGUUAUACCUGGCAGGAAAGGUGAAGCUGGAUAUCCAGGUGCUAAGGGCGAGCCAGGUUUCCCAGGCGUGCCAGGCUCACCCGGAAUCUCAGGCCACCCUGGCCCCCAGGGACCACCAGGGAUAUCAGUCAAGGGUGAGCCUGGAGCACCAGGAAUUCGAGGUCCACGUGGGAAACCUAGUGCAAAGGGUGACAAAGGACAACCAGGCGUUCAGGGCAUCGCUGGCUUGCCAGGGCCAAUGGGACUCGAUGGUAUUCCUGGAAUUCCAGGGCAGAAAGGAGAAAAGGGAGUUGAAGGAAUAGGUAUUCCUGGAAUACAGGGAGGCAAAGGGGUAAAAGGGGCAAAGGGAUUCUUGGGGCUACCAGGGAACCCAGGUCCAAAGGGAGAGCUGGGGAAUCCAGGAACAGAAGGGGAGGUUGGCCAAAUGGGCAAGCGAGGGUCAAAGGGAGACAAAGGAGAAGAGGGAAACCGCGGAGAAAAUGGGGAAUCGGGCCCACAAGGAAUUGCUGGACUUCCUGGCCCAUUGGGUUUGAAAGGCAAUCAAGGAGAUAGAGGAAAUCCUGGAGAACCAGCCAAAGGGGUUAUAGGACCAACAGGCCACAAAGGUGCUCGGGGAGAUAUGGGGCCAUUUGGUCCACCGGGACCUCAAGGAAACCAAGGGAUUCAAGGGAUCAAAGGAGAAAAGGGCAGCCCAGGGUUUGGAAUUCCAGGCCAACCAGGCCUAAAAGGAGAGCCAGGGGAAAGGGGCAACGUUGGUUUAUCAGGAAGGCCGGGUGAGCUGGGUGAAAUCGGAAAGGAUGGGGAGAAAGGUGACCUGGGAGACACUGGAAAACCAGGACCAACAGGACUAAGAGGUAAAGAUGGUGAAAAGGGGCAUAAAGGUGAAUUGGGAUUGAAGGGUGAAUUGGGCCCUCCAGGUUUUCCAGGGGAGAGAGGAAUACGGGGACCGUUGGGUCUUCCCGGUCGUCAAGGAGAAAAUGGAGCAAAAGGGGAUUCAGGAAAUCCUGGAGAGAUGGGAGUACACGGUCAAAAAGGCCCUAAAGGAGAUAGAGGUAAACCAGGGAUCCCUGGGCAGCCAGGAUCAACAGUCACUGUACUGGACAAUAAUGGUGUUAUUAAGGGCGAAAAGGGUGACAUUGGAGAUCCUGGUCAACCAGGUCUUAAAGGCGAGCAGGGAAACCCUGGCACUGCUGGCCCUCCAGGUGCAGGAGGUCCUCCAGGACCACCGGGCAAUAGAGUGGGUGCCCCUGGAACACCAGGAAGAAAUGGUAUCAAAGGUUCCUCUGGACCUCUUGGGCCAAAGGGUGAACCUGGAAAGAAAGGUGAACCAGGCGAACAGGUAUUGGUCGGACAAAACGGUUAUCCAGGGACUAUUGGUCCCACAGGACUCCCAGGAUUUCCCGGAAAGCCCGGGCUGCCAGGGAAAGAUGCUGCAAAGGGUGAUCCAGGCUUACCGGGGAAUGAUGGUAAAGAUGGUAUGAAAGGAGAACCAGGAUUGCCUGGGCCUCCUGGACUAACGAUCUCCUCAGAUCCUCUUAUACCCUCUAGUGAGGGCGUGAUUGGGAUUCCUGGUUCUCUGGGGAUGAAGGGUGAAAAAGGAGAAAGGGGGUUGAGAGGUGAAAAGGGUGAGUCUGGACAACAAGGAAAAGGAAUUGAUGUCAAGGAUUUGGAGAAACUUUUCGAGAUCUAUGGUAUUAAGCUGUCGCUGCUGAAGGAACUGAUCGACCGGCUUCUUCAAGAUGAUGUGGAGGAGGUGAUCCAGCAGCUCACCAGCUCUAAGAAAGACAAAACCACGAGGAAAAUCCAGGAUUUGAAACAGGUUAAAGAGUUAACAGUACAGGACUCCUCACUGAAGUAUGACAUUGCCAGCCAAUCUCUCACCGAAGCUGAAGAGAUUGAGGAAGAGUUUGACACAGAUGCACAAGAUCCCACUCAUCUGGAUACUGCGACAACCAAUGCCGAAGAAAUGGAAAGUAAUUUAUUGGGAAGAAUUUUAUUGCCAGACCCGGAAGUUUCCAAAAGGGAACCCGGCGACAAGAAAAAAGGGAAAGAAAAGGGAAAGACAAAGACAAGGCGGCACAAAAACAAGCAGACGCCAAUGGCAGAUAGUUCUGAUCCAGGUGAUGUGCCACAUGACAGUGAUGCAGAACUUUACGAAGCAAAGGAGGAACAAAGGCCGUCGGAAACUUCAGAGAAGACUGCAGUGAGAGUGCGUAGGGCGCUCUCAAGGCAAGAAUCUCAGACACGUCUACCGGGUGUUGCAGGAAUGAGAGGGGUAAGGAAAAGACAAGAGUCGUAUCUCGGUUCCAGAAAGACGAAGAGGGAAAAGAAUCAGGCCAUGAUAUUCCAGAAAGGUCAAAAGGGUACAAAGGGUGAAGCUGGUGAACAGGGACAUAAGGGAGAACCUGGAGAUACAGGGAAUAAGGGUGACAAAGGAGAAAUGGGUGAAAAAGGUCAGAAGGGAGAACCUGGCAUUGGUAUCAGAGGCCCUGAAGGUCAAUCUGGAUCUCCUGGGCAAAAGGGUGUGCCAGGUAUACAGGGGCCUCCUGGUGCUCAGGGUAUUCAAGGUAUUCGUGGUAACGCAGGUAUUCCUGGAUACCAAGGUGCAAGAGGCCCUCCAGGAGUGUCCGGAUUGCCAGGAGCAAAGGGACUCCCAAGCAAGAGAGGAAAGAAUGGUUCUCCUGGAUCACCUGGAUAUAUGGGAUCGACAGGCAGGCAGGGACUUCCAGGAAAACCUGGCACGAAAGGUUUCAAAGGUGACGUUGGACUAGGAGCCGCAGGGCCAAAAGGAAUUCGGGGAAUCCAAGGACAGAGAGGAGAGCGUGGAGCACCUGGAUCUCUUGGACCUAUUGGACCGACAGGUCUGAGUGGACUAACGGGUUCGAGAGGAGACAAGGGAGAUCCUGGAUUUGCAGGGUUUAAAGGAAUGAAGGGAGAUCCACAUGGUGUUUUCGGACCCCAGGGAUACAAAGGAGACAAGGGUGAUCCAGGCGACAGGGGUCCGCCAGGAUUUGAUGGUGACAAAGGAGAGAAAGGUGAAGAUGGACCUCCGGGAGUGAAGGGCCACAAAGGAGAGCCAGGAUUGAAGGGGUCGAUGGGGCUAUUUGGUGCCAGAGGUCCUGCAGGACAGAAGGGGGAAUUUGGUGAACAUGGAACCAACGGAACUACGGGCAGAGCUGGACUUGACGGUAAAAGUGGAAUCAAAGGAGCCAAAGGUGCCCGAGGUUUGCAUGGUCAGAAAGGCAAGGAAGGAGAAAAAGGCGACAUCGGCUUAAAAGGAGACAGUAGGCUCAGGGGAGAUAAGGGAUCACGAGGUCUCCCAGGGCAAAAAGGGCAACCAGGGGUCGAUGGUGAGAAAGGUGAGCCUGGGAUGCCAGGGAGGCCUGGAUUAAGCGGUCUGGUGGGACUUAAGGGGGCGAGAGGACUUCCAGGGCUUGAUGGAUCUCGUGGAAUGCCAGGAAAAAGAGGCAAAAAGUGUACUCAAGGUGUACCUGGGCUGGCAGGUUUCAAAGGAAAGGCCGGUUUACCUGGAAAACCUGGUUCAUUUGGGAUACAAGGGCCUCAAGGACACAAAGGAGAACCUGGCCCAAAGGGGGAAACAGGAAAGAAGGGAAGGUCACGACCUGGUAAGAGAGGAUCCCCAGGUCUCCCUGGAGCAAAAGGAAAUCUGGGAGAAGUUGGCCCCACUGGUCUGAAGGGUGAAAAGGGAGAUCUUGGACUCUCAGAAGAAGAUGUGAAAGAAAUUGUCAGAAAAGAAAUGAGCGCUAAGUGUGCUUGCGCAGGAAGAGAUUUCCACUUGGUAGUUAGAACAAGUGAUUCUGAUGAGGACUAUUGGGAGAGUGAUGGAGAAAGGAAGGAAGACAUGUAUGACGAAGAGGACUAUGAAGAAUACAGCGAAGAGCAACAGUUUGCGGAAGACAUUAGCUUUGAAAACGGAACAGAAUCCGAGCAUUACUUACGCAACACCACAGCAUUCUUGGAUGCUUUCCAACACUCCCAUCGUAAAAGUGUAAGGGAUUGAGAGAGAGUGUUCCAGAAUCCCUGCAGCCAACCCAUGGAUGAAGGUUCCUGCUCACUUUAUGUGUUGUUGUGGUAUUACUAUCCUGAGAGCAGUGAAUGCAGACCAUUUGUAUACAGUGGGUGUGGAGGAAACAAUAAUCAUUUUGCUUCCAAACAAGAAUGUAUGGACAGAUGUGUGGAAAGAAAAGAAAAGGACUGA